AUGACGAAUGUCUGGAGCGCUCACGUAACGAAGGAAGGACGGACGUACUACUACAAUCGCCAUACGAAGCAAAGUGCAUGGGAAAAGCCAUCGUCCUAUGAUGGAGAAGGUUUAGGUGUUUCUACGGAGCCUGGGACGCCGUCGAUUGCGUCUUUUGAAGCCAAGAAAAGCGAAUGGGAAGAACUUUGGGACCCGAAGAAUGAACGUGCUUAUUAUUACAAUCGAACGAGUCGGAAAACGCAAUGGCAGCGACCAGAAGGAGUCGAGAUUAAACCACAUGCAGGAGCUACUGCUGCUCGAGAGAAACGACACGAGAAACAUCGUUAUAAAGUGAAAAAGAAUGACGAGAAGAAUCUGAUUCGAGACGGUAACGAAGUGAAUAUGGAGAUAACAGCAGAGGGGAAUCAGAUGAUGGAAGAUGGGACACAUCAGAUGGUACAAGACGAAGAGACGAAUCAGAUGGUACUGCCAUUGAAAAAGAAAAAGAAAAAAUCAAAACGAGAAAAAGUCGAAGUUGUGACGUGUGAGAAUCCGAGAAAACGACGUCGACAGGAUGAAAAGCGACUGAUUAUUUGGGACGAUGAAGAGAUUGUAGCGAAUGAUUUGACUAGAGAGAUUAAGGAGAAGGAUACGGUCGAUGGUAAAGAAGCAACAAGAUUGUUGCAUGAAUUGUCCAAGACAGAUGCUAUCAUGGAAGCCAAUGUGUUGUCCGUGAUCAAUGGAUUUUUGAGAGCACAUACGGAGUCGAAUGGACCAGAGAUUUUAGUGGAAAAACUGUCGUCGUCGUACCGUGGUCAUGCCCAGAUGAUCGGACUCGUUGCGUCCUGGUUGGACGCACUGCCUGUCUCGACGACAGCGUUGGAGAAUAAGAUGACGUUUGAUGUGAAUGAAGGAGCAGUUAUUGCGAACAAGGGUGCGACGUGGGACCCGGCCGAGGAGAUUCUGUACAAUCAUUUGAAAGACGUUAUUAACGAGAACUACGACCCGAAACUCGUAUCGAAUGUACUCAGUGGUUCGGCGGUGGAGCCUGCGUGGCUGACUAAAAUGCUUAACGAUCGCAAGUGGCGACUUAUGCUAAUUCAGCUCGCGGAAACACACAAGACGUGUACAUUGCUACAAUAUGCGAUUCGACGAAUUUCAGAAGCGGGGCACCACAAAGAGAUUGCAUCGAUCACGAGUGCGAAUGCAUUCUUUCCAGUAUUCAGCGGUGUGCUUGUGGAUGCAUUCAGUCGAAUUCCAUUGGCCAACGAGGAGGAAGUGGUGGAAGAUAUUGCUGCCCUCAAUAAGGUCUGCUGUCAGUCUUCGCACUCGUAUGUCUACACACAAGAGCUUCUGUACUCUAUAGACGACAAGCUGUAUUUAAUGCAGAAAGACGUCGGCGUUGAAAGUUCAGAGUACUCUCAUAUACGCAUGAUGCGCUCAAAGUUGAAUCGUGUGCGUGGUGAGCUCCAAGAGACAGCAAGUCGCAGAUUUGGCGCUAAAAUCGUCCCAUUUCAUAUACUGCGCCGGCGAUAUAUUUACGAUGCGAACCCAAAGUUUUGUGAUGCGAUCUUAUCGAUCGUCAAGACAAAGACAUGCUCAGAACUGAGUGCAGAGACCUUGGCAAAGGAGUACCAGACGUCGAAGACCCCGCCUCCGGUUGCCCAUUUGCGAGACUCUAUGGUCCUGUCAAGUUUACUUGAUCGACUUUUCAACCCAUCCGACUCAAUUCCACUGACAUUUGUGCAGAACUGCGUGUUUCUGGUGGCAUACGCGGCGUCUACGAAGGAUGAACGGAGCUUACUGCAGACUGGUGUUCACGGAUUGUCCGAUCAGAUUGAAGUCGAUGAUGAUGGCGUUGAUUCCACGAAGAAAGCGCUUGUCGAAGCCUCAGCGAUAUGCAAGUCAGAUCACACCAUUGGCUAUAAUAUGAACCAGUCGGAAGUGGUGGACAAGCUGAUCUCGGUGAUGUCCGUCCCUGUUGUAUCCAUGGGCGUGUUGCACUGGUUGGAGGUUAUUCUUACAUCACCUGGUUUCUUCAGCAGCACGCCUCUCCACAUUUGCUUUCCCAGUUUGCUCCGAAUAUUAAAGGCUUCUAUCAAGCUUCACGUUGCACAGUGGCCAAUCUCUUUUGGUGUGCUGGUGACAUCGCUUCGGCUACACCCUGAAAAUAACCCGGUGAAAGCACUAGAGUUGAAGCGGGAGACGCUGCGAUGCAUGGUGUACAUGAUCACGAGUGGUUACGUGCUGCCCGUAUUGGAGUUUAUUUUUACUAACACGCUCGAGCUGGAUCAAGCGUUGCUUCGCAAUUUUAUCACGAUGCUGCUCGCGCGUGUUGCACCGCCAUUCUCACCAAAGUUCGCAGCGGCUUUGACGAAAAUUCUGACGCACCCGAAGGUGCAGACCGCAAUCAAAUCUUGUCCAGCUGAGAGCAAGAUAAAGUUGCGAGGCUUUGUGGGUUUCUGCAGGAAAAACCCGAGCAUGUUGUCUUCGGACCAGUUGCAUUCGCUGACCGUCGGCCAGGAAGGACGGGAUUAA
This is a messenger RNA of Peronospora farinosa, 2517 nucleotides long. The record is from the annotation of a GenBank genome assembly. NCBI's taxonomy places the organism in Eukaryota, Oomycota, Peronosporomycetes, Peronosporales, Peronosporaceae.